Messenger RNA from Paramisgurnus dabryanus, 1275 nucleotides. It is a transcript of the gene gng8, whose product is annotated as guanine nucleotide binding protein (G protein), gamma 8. Gene Ontology annotation, molecular function: G-protein beta-subunit binding. The record is from RefSeq and is a predicted model, not a curated record. Lineage: Eukaryota; Metazoa; Chordata; Actinopteri; Cypriniformes; Cobitidae. Gene Ontology annotation, cellular component: heterotrimeric G-protein complex. Gene Ontology annotation, biological process: G protein-coupled receptor signaling pathway.
UAAGUAAUAGAUUAUUUUCUCUCUGGAGUAUUUCUUCACUGCACUGCUUUACCUCCCCACUGAGUCUCAUCCAAAACACAACCAGCUGAGACCCAGCAAAACAAUUACAGCUUUGCAACAGAGAUUACUUUAACAGCCUGGAGGAGCCAAUAGCGUUGUGUCUUCUUAGGGAACUACAACAUAAGACAUCUGAGAUGAGUUGAGAUGUUAUCUACCACAUGCAUUUAUCUGGACUCUUAUGGGAUUUGUUGUGCUGUAUUCCUCUAGGGUUAAUCUGGUUACUGCAAGUGAACAUAAUGUCUAACAACAUGGCCAAGAUUGCAGAUGCUCGAAAGACAGUGGAGCAAUUAAAGUUAGAGGUUAAUAUUGACAGAAUGAUGGUUUCAAAAGCUGCAGCUGAACUGAUGGCUUACUGUGAAGCCCAUGCAAAAGAAGAUCCGCUGGUAGCACCUGUACCCUCCUCAGAAAACCCUUUCAGAGAGAAAAAGAUUUUCUGUACUGUUUUGUAGAUGUUAUUUAUAAGGCACAUUGUUUAUUGUAUUAUUUUGUAGGAUAAUUCCAAGACCUGAAGCCAAAUGUUUCGCUGAUUUCUUGAAUGUUACAUAAUUGGAAUAAUGACAUUUUAGCUCUCUCAUGCUGUAGGCUACCAUAACUGCAAUAUUUCUGGAUUAUUUCAGUUUUUUAUUUAAAUAUAUGUAUAAAAACCUUCAAUGCAAUUGGAUAAUUUAUUCAAUAGUAGCUUCUGAACAAAAAUGUAUUAUUCUUGUGAAAUAUUUCUAUAAAAAAGAUAUUUAUCUUAGAAACUAAUGAUGUUCAUCUCAAGCACUGAGAUGUUGAAGUCUUUCACAGAUUUGAACAUUGUUUUCAUUUGUUUUAUUUUUCAUUUAUUAUUGAUGUUUUAUCAGCAAAAUCAUUGAAGUCUACAGCUCAUGUCAGAAAAAUAGAUUUAUAAACUAAUGGGAUGUAAUACAACAGGCACAUAUUUCAAUCAUUUAAAUUGGCCAUGAAACACUGAUAUUAAUAAAAUGUAAACAUUGCAUUAGCAUAUAUGUAAAUGCACCUGAUUUCAAUAAGUUAUUAUUAUUACCAUUGUUAAAUUUAAAAAUAUCAAGUUAAAAACAAGACAAUAUAACAUUUCGUCUCAUGGUGGCGCUGUUUUCUAAUCCCACACAGCUGCUCUGAAUGCUGCUUACUUUACCUGGACAAUAAAAGAGAGCAAAGUUCAUUUUUCUUUGCGUUUGUUUGUUUGGUUGUGACUGUCAGUUUCCGUGAAUG